AUCCACACUUCUCCACUUGACUCCUCUCAUCACUUGGAAGCCAAUCCCUGUCUCAAGGAUGUCCUGCAACAGCCUGUGCGUCCCCACCUGUGGCGUGGCCACCCCGGCCCCUCUGGCUGACACCUGCAACGAGCCCUGCGUGCGGCAGUGCCCUGACUCCACGGUGGUCAUCCAGCCCCCGGCCUCGGUGGUCACCUUCCCUGGGCCCAUCCUCAGCUCCUUCCCCCAGCAGAGCGCCGUGGGCUCGGCCGGAGCUCCCUACGUGGGAGCCGGCUCCGGUGGUUCCUUCGGAGGCUACGGUGGCUACGGUGGCUAUGGAGGCUGGGGCUAUGGAAGCCGUGGUGGCUAUGGAGGCUGGGGCUAUGGAGGCCGUGGAGGCUACGGCGGUUGGGGAUGUGGAGGCUACGGAGGCUAUGGAGGCUUUGGGGGCUAUGGCGGCUAUGGCUGCGGCUACGGCGGCUGGAGCAGUGGCCACCGCUACCUCAAUGGCAACUGCGGGCCCUGCUAAGCCCCAGCCCGAGUGCGGCCUCAGACCAAGAAGAGCUCCAGGAGAAACCCCGGCACAUCCCGACCCGACGCUCUGUGGACCGAAAUCCCUUUGUCCUGGCCGGCCUGUGCACCUCGGGAGCCUGGUGCCAGCUUGGGAA
Molecule: messenger RNA, 647 nt
Organism: Haemorhous mexicanus (house finch)
Lineage: Eukaryota; Metazoa; Chordata; Aves; Passeriformes; Fringillidae
Product: claw keratin-like
Exons: 2
Coding region: 59-508 (149 amino acids)
Cellular component (GO): intermediate filament
Molecular function (GO): structural constituent of cytoskeleton
Source: RefSeq, a predicted model, not a curated record